Musa acuminata AAA Group (dessert banana) is the source of this 1082-nucleotide messenger RNA. RefSeq names its product small ribosomal subunit protein eS4x. Gene Ontology annotation, molecular function: structural constituent of ribosome; RNA binding. The transcript has 5 exons. Lineage: Eukaryota; Viridiplantae; Streptophyta; Magnoliopsida; Zingiberales; Musaceae. Gene Ontology annotation, biological process: translation. The record is from RefSeq and is a predicted model, not a curated record. The coding region runs from base 78 to 875 and encodes 265 amino acids. Gene Ontology annotation, cellular component: ribosome; cytosolic small ribosomal subunit.
UCUUAAGAAGCGAUAGGGUUUGUUUGUCUGCGGCGGUUCCUUGAGAGGCGGCGGAGAGGAGGCCGAGUUCCGGGAAAAUGGCGAGGGGAUUGAAGAAACAUCUGAAGAGGCUUAAUGCCCCGAAGCACUGGAUGCUGGACAAGCUCGGCGGAGCUUUCGCUCCAAAGCCAUCAUCUGGCCCUCAUAAAGCUAGAGAAUGCUUGCCCUUGAUUCUUAUUCUAAGAAACAAAUUGAAGUAUGCUCUCACAUACCGCGAAGUCAUUGCUAUUCUUAUGCAACGCCAUGUAAUGGUGGAUGGAAAAGUCAGGACCGACAAGACGUACCCUGCUGGUUUCAUGGAUGUUGUUUCAAUUCCUAAGACAAAUGAGAACUUUCGUCUUCUUUAUGACACCAAGGGACGCUUCCGUCUCCAUUCAGUAAGAGAUGAAGAGGCAAAGUUCAAGCUGUGCAAGGUUCGCUCUGUCCGGUUUGGCCAGAAGGGCAUCCCCUACCUGAACACAUAUGAUGGUCGAACCAUUCGCUACCCGGACCCUCUUAUCAAGGCCAAUGACACCAUCAAGCUCGACUUGGAGGCCAACAAGAUCGUAGACUUCAUCAAGUUUGAUGUCGGAAACGUUGUGAUGGUGACCGGCGGGAGGAACACUGGCCGAGUUGGUGUUAUCAAGAACAGGGAGAAGCACAAGGGCAGCUUCGAGACCAUCCAUGUCCAAGAUGCCACCGGCCACGAGUUUGCAACUCGCAUGGGCAAUGUCUUCACCAUCGGCAAGGGGACGAAGCCAUGGGUGUCUCUUCCCAAGGGCAAGGGUAUCAAGCUCAGCAUCAUCGAGGAGGCAAGAAAGCGCUUGGCUGCCGCUGGCGCAACUGCCACUGCUUAGUUGUGCGCUUUUCCACCAUCUGAGUUAUGCUAAGAGGGCUUUUUAUUUGCUGUGUAAUUGGAUGAUGCAUUCUGGAUUUCAAACGUUGUCUUUAGUCAAUUUGCAUGUUGGUUUUCUUUGGAGAUUUGUAGAAGAUGAUAGACAUUGUAGUACUUCAACCCAUUCAAGUAAUAUGUAUGUAUAUGGCAUUAUAAGCCGUGAACUAUA